ACAACCGAGGAUAAGAGUGGAGUGCGAAAAUCGGCGCUUAACAUGACAGCCGAGGAUGCGAAGAAGAAAGCUGCUGCAGAUGAGGAAGCGGCAAAACAAAAAGCACGUCGCCUUGGAACUGUCAAUUCAAUUCUGAACAAAUUCAAAGAGCCAGAAAUCAAGGAGGAAGCGAUAACCUACAAACGCUCAGCCUACUUGGAGCAGAAAGAAAUCGAAAGACCCAAGAAAAAGUAUAACAUUAUCAAACCCGCAAUCGAUGACGAUUUUGAUAAGCAGGUACUUUUUCUAUUUUAUUUCUAUUUGGAAAAACUUGUAAUUGAACACUAUUUGUAG
Strongylus vulgaris is the source of this 333-nucleotide messenger RNA. The record is from the annotation of a GenBank genome assembly. Lineage: Eukaryota; Metazoa; Nematoda; Chromadorea; Rhabditida; Strongylidae.